CCAAGAUGGCGCGAAAGUUCCAAAACAAACUAUGAUCAUGACUGCAAGAUGUCUCUGUCCAAUUUCGGCCCACGCAACCGCUCUCUGAAGCAACAUCCGUGGAUCGUUAAUUGUAUUUGUAGCCCAACACGACAACACAAAGGUCAAACCGUUGAUGUAAUUAGACAUGUAGAGACUCGGGCUGAUGGCAGUUUGGUUCGGGAGGUGACAGAUGGACAGGUCAUCAUACGGGCAGUAUUCUCAACAGAGGCCGUGCAGAAUUUUAGAGCAGAACUGGAAGAUUCUGACAGUUGUCCAGUGGAAUGGAACCAGGCCCUGCUUUUGGUUAUCAAGUAUCGUGCAGAAUUCAGACCACACAGGAACCUGGCCCAGUGUGAGUUUGUACUCCAUAUUGACCUCUUCAGACUCUGGGAUCUCAAGGAAGGCUUCUUCAGGAAACGACGUCUGGUCUACAGUGAUGAAGAUGCAAGAAUACAAAAGAAAACGAAAGAAUUAUGGGAAGAAAAACAAAUUGAAUGGCAGAUAGAAGAAGAAAAGAAAAAUUCCAAACCAACAGAAUCUUGUCCAUCACAACAGAAUGAAUCCACUGUUAGUGUGUCCCUUACUCAACUACUGCAGGAAAUGGCUAAAGAUGCUGACAAUGCACCAACGCCACAGGAUUCAGCAGCUGACAAGCAGGGGACACAAAUUAUGAUGACCAGACAGAAUUCGGAAGAUGUAACAGUCCAGCAUUAUACUCAACACAAAACAGUUAAACAAGACAAUGAGAAAGAAUUGGCGGGGAAAGAGGAGGACAAGACAGUCCACAGGAAACAGGACGAAACUACGAAGCAAGCAACACAGAGAGGUACAGAUGCAGUUUGUGAAGGCUCUGAUACCCAGGAUCUCAGAAGGCCCUUUGUUAUUUCUGAGCUUUUAAUACCGGAAGAAGAAAAACUUAUUUUAGAGGAAAUUGCAGAAUGGAAGGAAGGCUACAUGCCGGAAAGAAGUGUAACUACCAGUUCCGAGGAGGCUGGUUCCGGUGAAAGAGUUGAAAGCUAUGUGCCACACACAAUGGUCGAUGAUAUUUCUAGCAUUGAGACAGCUGGUCAGCCUUCACCACCAAAAACAGGAAGAAGUGAAUUUGAACCAAAGGAAAGGGCAGAUAAUCAGGAAAAAUCUGAGGUUUCCUGUGUACCACAGACAUCUCCAGAAGAAGGGUCAGGUUCUGGCAGUCCUCAGCAAGCUGGAAAGUCUACCUCACCUAAAAAAGGGCGUGAAUUUUCUACGAAACAAAACAUCUCCAAGGCACCAAAUUUACCUUUGACUGAAAAUGACACUGCAUUAGGUAAAACAGUGAACUUAUGUACAGGUGUUACAAAUUCUCAACUAGAAAAUACCCCUACCAAAACACAGAGUUCAAAUGACAGCUCGAAUAAUUCAGGACCAUUUCAGGUAUGUGAUUUCCUUGAAUCACAGGGAUUUAUACCAUGUCUAUCCGAAGAGAAAGGACCCAACAGUACCUCUGAUACAAGCAGAGAAGGUGUCACCAACAUUGCUAAUGUAGUGUCAAGCCCAGAAUCCAAUAAGUCUUUGGAAGCUUUAGAAAUGGAAGAAGAGAGGAGAUUAGAGAAAGCUGGCCACGCCUAGUAAAGGUUUCUGUGGGUACAAGGUAGAAACGGCAGUAAGAAUUGUAAAUGACCAACAACAGUCAAAUUCAGAAGGAGAUACCCACCGCACAAAAAGUUAUGCAUUCCCGUCUGAGGAUGAAACUGGUUCAUUAAAACAAAAAUCUGUGGGCAAAAAAAAAACAAGAGAAGAAACACCGUACUCUUCAUCACAAACAGACAGUGAACCUGACUCUCAAGUAAAAAAGAGGCCGCGUCUUGCAUUCUCUGUGGUGAAACAAAAAGGUGGUAAUUUUUCGUCGCCAGGCAGCAACAAAAACAGAACUUUGAUAGGUAAUGAUAUUUCAAGCCAGCCGAAUCUAAAUGAAGAGGCAUUAGUGACAAUUCAGAGUUCCCCUGAGUCACCGGGAGUGGACCAAGUCACCAAUAGCAGCAUCUCUAAGGGGACGGAUGUCAACCUGCAGCACAUUUCAGCUGCUGAAGCAGCAUCCGCUAACAGCUCUGUCAGCGAGGCCAUCCUUAUUAACAGUAGCCAAGACAGUACAUCGUCUGGGAAUAGCCCCUCAGUCUUAACAUGUACACAUAGAAGGAAGGAUGAAAAUCAGAGUGAUUUGGCGUCUUCCCUACCAUCAUAUCAACCACAAAAUAGCAAAUCACAAGACAGAUCUCUCCCAUCUGCUAGCCAAUCACAGAACCUGUCUCUGCAGACACACUCUAGCCAAUCACAGAACUCGUCUCUCCCACUGAUGGACACCUCCCAUACAGACAAGGCCAAGCUACUUGGUUCACUUACAGACAUGACUGCACUGACAGACCCGGGACAAAAGCUGCUGGACUUGAAAUUUUGUGACAGACUGUUAAAUCAGAUUGUCGAUUUCUACACACACAAGUAGACAUCUCGUCUUUAAUUAACAGGCUCUGGUGGCCUGUGUCGAGGCCAGGGAUAACCUACAGAUCGUCACAGAAUUGGAGACAAAGUUUGGACUUAAACUUAAAAGGUCAAUUUCUUCAGCUUAAACACACCGCACACCAGGCACUAAAUAGAUGUGAUUUAAUUUCAAUGCAACAUAUUGAGACAAUGUUUAGAUAUUGGUUGUUAAGAUUGUAUUCAUUUAUUUAUUUUUUUUUUUUAUUUUUUUUUAUUGAAGUAUGUGUGAAUCAUAAAGAUAUCAAAUUUGUGAGAUGAAUGAAAUACCUACAUUAUGAUAUACUGAUAGACUGACUGUCAUAAUACUAAAAUAUUAAUUUGAAGAAAUAGUAUCCUUGUGCAUAAAUAUUCAUGUGACACCGACUUAUGGCUUUUACAUCAUUUUAACAAACACAAUGAAAUAUACAAAAAUAUUACUUACUUCAGCUAUACAUGUAUAUAUUAUGAGAACAAGAAAAAUGGCAUAUUUAUUGAGAGUUUUCCAUCAAUGAAUGCAGAACACAAGGUCACUUCUCAUUGGCAUUAGUGAUAUACUGAAAACGGACAUAUUUUAGUUGUUAUUUUAUUUCAGCGCAUUUUACACUGGAAUCAUAAUGCUAAAUUAUGAUUGCCCUUAAUGCACUUUCUUUAUACUGUUUCUGUAUACAUUGAUCUUAUUGCAGCAAUUUACAAAUGCGCUAAACUGUUAAAAUUCAGAAAUACACUAAAACUUGAGUACGCCAAAUGAAGUAUGUUAACAGUAUUUUAAGUUGAAGGGUUGGUAGCAUUUUUGUGAUAGUAUUGUUUUCUAUUUAAAUGAGUUACCUUGACAAAAUUCAAAGGUUCCAUCAGAAAUUGAAAAUAAUAUAAAUUAUUAUGGAAAUGAAGAGUAGUUCCACAUUUCAGAUAUCCCAUGGCCAUAAUGUCAAAGUUAGAAAAACACAUGAAUACCACUGGAGUGUAUACGUAUUAUUAACCAAUUUUGGACAUCUAGUUUAAAAAUGCCAACUUUUUUUUAGUUUUUGGGAAUAUGAUUGAUUUCACUAUGUUUUGCCAUAUAUAUAUAUAUAUGCAUGUAUUACCUAUAAAAUUACUGACAUCAAACAAAUUUCAAAGCAUGUUUGAAAUAGCAAAAAUUCGAGCCCAUUGGAAAUAUUGGGUUAUUGUCAGUAUAUUAUUUUAUUACAAUUAAAUUUUUUUUUACAAAAACAGAAGGUCCAAAAUUGGAGAACCUUGUCUGACUCCAGAGGGAAUUAAAAGAAAAAACUUAAUAAAACAUUCAGUGCCAACCCCAGAAUAUUUUUUAUGGAUUUCUUGAAAUGUUUGUUAUGCAGUUGUUUGCUAUAGUUAAACAAUUAUUUUCAAAUAUAAUAAACUACUGUUAAUGAUU
Molecule: messenger RNA, 3904 nt
Organism: Pecten maximus
Lineage: Eukaryota; Metazoa; Mollusca; Bivalvia; Pectinida; Pectinidae
Exons: 12
Coding region: 49-1629 (526 amino acids)
Source: RefSeq, a predicted model, not a curated record